UCAGUUGAUUUAACUCAGCAGCACAUUUUUUUUCUUUGUGUAUGUGUUAUUCUAGCAGUCCUCUCUGAAUACUGGAGGCACUGGAUUUCAUGUCAGCAGAAGGAAUCGAAAAUUGCCGAAAGUGUAAUCAUUUAGAAAUGGUUACUUUGUAGGAUUUUGGACGAUACCGGGGGGAAGUUUCAAUUUGCUUUGAAAUGAAAGAAUUAAGUCGUGUUUUUAGCCAAAUGAAUUGGCAUUUUUAUAUUUAGGUAAUUAUUUCAAGAAUCAUGAUGAGGAAAAAUACGGGAGUUUAUUAGAGGAAUGCAUGUUUACACUCGAGGACGGGAGUUGCAUGUCCCUAUGUUGGUUCUGGGUUGUCUUGUGAAGACACUUUAAGGUGACUGGUCAAGGGAACGAAGUGCUCUGGGGAUCCUUGAGUCAUAGACAUACUGCUAGUACCAUGUCUACCACCCGAGGAGAAGGCAGCAGCCACCUGUUCAGUUUGCACACAUGUAAGUGGAAGCCGCAAGAGGACCUGCCACAGCAAGAAAAAACUGUCAUUGCUCAACCAAUAUUUGUUUUUGAAAAGGGAGAGCAAACUUUUAAGAGACCUGCAGAAGAUACCCUGUAUGAAGCAGCAGAACUCGAAAGUAACGGUUUUUCAAGAAAGCGUGUACGGUCUUCAUCUUUUACUUUGCAUAAUACAGAUUCUCAGACCCGAGGAGUCUGCAAUCUGCUUUUAGUGUCAACCUUGUCACAGAAGCCAAUGAGAUCUUCAUCCUUCACUGACUUCCCAACCUUCCCCCCUUCUGGGCCAGUGAGGAAAAACAAUGUUUUUAUGACAUCAAUUCUUGUGCAAAGUGAUGGUGAUAUAAACAGUGCACAACAAGGUCCCAUAAAACAUUCUGAACAUGUUCUCAGACCUGCUAUUUUGCAGCCACCUCAAGCUCAAAGCUGUGAAAAAGUAAGAAAAACCUUUAGACACAAUGCAUUGGAAUCCUGUAAGACUAAAGAAAAAGCAAAAAAUAAGAUUUCUGAGGAGAAUUCCUAUUUACUAAGUGAAAAUUUACCAAGUGCCAGAAUUUCAGUCCAGUUGUCUACUAACCAGCAUUUUUUAGGUGCAACAUCGGUAGGAUGUCAACCAAAUGAAGAUACGUGUUCUUUUAAAAGUUGCAGUUUCAAUUUCAUUUUUGGAGAAAACAUGAUAGAAAGAGUUUUGGACACUCAAAAACUCAUCCAGACUAAAUCUGAAAAUGAUUCAUAUGCCAAGGAAAAACCAUUCAAAUCCGCUCCACAACUUCCUAUCAACUCUGUGAAUUCAAGAACAAACUCUAUUAAAAAUACAUCCCUAAUUGAAUCAGCUGCUGCUUUCUCUUCCCAACCACCACGAAAAUGUUUGCUGGAGAAAAUCGAUGUUCUAACAGGGGAGGAAGCAGAAUAUAAUGUAUUAAAGAUCAACUGCAAGCUCUUUAUAUUCAACAAAACAACAGAAUCCUGGAUUGAAAGAGGCAGAGGAACUUUGAGGCUGAAUGACACAGCAAGCAGUGACUGUGGAACGUUACAGUCAAGACUAAUUAUGCGCAAUCAAGGCAGUCUGAGGCUGAUACUCAACAGCAAACUGUGGGCUCAAAUGAAGAUCCAAAGAGCAAACCAUAAAAAUUUACGAAUAACAGCUACUGAUUUAGAAGACCAUACCAUCAAAGUAUUUUUAAUUCAGGCCAGUGCCAAAGAUACAGGAUGUCUGUAUGCAGCAAUACAUCAUCGUCUUGUUGCGCUUCAAAGCUUCAAUAAGCGAAAAGAUGUCAAUCAAGCUGAGAGCCGGUCAGAAACAGUCCAACAACUAAACUGUGAUAGCUGUGAUGACGAUGAGGAUGAUUUCACCCAAGUCACUAAAAAUGAAUCAGAUCCUUCUAGGUGGACGUACAGACAGUCGGUUGCCUGUUCAUGAGCACUACCUACUAUUAACGUGACAACAUCUACAAAAGGAUUGGUCACCCUACUGAAAAACACUAAACCUUUCCAACUAAUUGAGAAGAUCUAUUCAUUCCUUGAAAAGUUUUUAUAGAAAGUUUAGGAACUAUAACUUGUUGCAAUUAAAAUUUUUCUUAUGUUUUACAUUUUGAUUAUAAUGGAGAAUAACAGAAUUUGACAAAUAAAAUGGACUUCAGUAGUUCAAAAUUUAUCAUUUUUAAAGAAGUUAAUUUUGACUAGAAUUUGGUAGCUAAUUUGACUAUUCAUCACAUUGAUGGAUAUGAUACUUAAAAUCAUCUAUUGCUAGAUUUGAUAAACAUCUAACAAAAAUGCUUAUUUUUUUUAGUCAUACAUUGGCCAUAAAAGAAAUAUUUUACUAAAUUUUCAGAAUCAUUUCUUAAAAAACACUAGAAUUGCAUAAUAACAUUUCAUUAAAUCAUGUUUAUCCUCCAGGAACUGUAUAUUUUCAUUUAGCCUUUGGAUUUCUUAGUAUAUAAGCUUAUAUAUUCACAAUAUGAAUUCCUUUAGAAAGAGCAUCUAUUCUUGGACUUGUCUUUAUUUUAUCGGGUAUGUGCUUGACUUAUGGUCAGUAUUCAAUAGUUGUUGAAUAAAGGAACAAAAUGUAAUAUAUUACCUAUGUAUCAAAAUGACAAAUAUGUUAACUUCCUGGUCUUUGCUUUAUGUAAUUAAA
This is a messenger RNA of Nycticebus coucang (slow loris), 2641 nucleotides long. RefSeq names its product RAN binding protein 3 like (gene RANBP3L). Gene Ontology annotation, cellular component: nuclear pore; cytoplasm. Gene Ontology annotation, molecular function: GTPase activator activity. The transcript is spliced from 15 exons. NCBI's taxonomy places the organism in Eukaryota, Metazoa, Chordata, Mammalia, Primates, Lorisidae. Bases 440 to 1927 code for a protein of 495 amino acids. Gene Ontology annotation, biological process: protein export from nucleus. The record is from RefSeq and is a predicted model, not a curated record.